UGAUUUUGUCCUCCCAACCAUCACCCUUCUUCGUCAUGUCAAUCGUCGAGGCAUCCUCUGAGAUCGCAGACGAGUCGUCGGUACAGCCUCGCAUUGUCGGUGAGGAUGGCUUGACAAACAAGGAACGCAGAAAGGCGAAGCAGGAGGCAAAGAAGAAGCAGGCCGAAGAGGCAAAGGUUGCAAAGGUCGACAAGAAGAAGAGGGUCCUCGAGCAAGAAGAUGGCCAAGGGGAAGACACGCCAGCAACCGAAGGAGAGGAAGCUGAGGAGCCGGUCGAAGCUCUGUCCCACAAGGAGCAGCGCAAGCGCAGGAAGCUCGAGAAGAAGGGCCUCCUUCCCCCUCCUGCCAGCGCUGACGGCGGCGCAGACGCAACGCCCUCGUCCUCCCACGCAAAGCCGCAACGCCCUGAUCUGCCUGAGCGGUCACCCUAUGCAGUCUGGGUUGGGAAUCUUUCCUUCCAGACGAACAUUGAGCGCCUGCAAGGCUGGUUUGAAGAGCGUGGCAUCCAGGGCAUCAGCCGCGUGCACAUGCCCCGUGGAGUCAAGAAGUUCGAGCAAAACAAGGGUUUCGCCUACAUCGACCUCCCUUCUCGCUCAGCAGUAGAGUCAGCCGUCGCUCUCUCAGAAGACCACCUGGACGGGCGACGUCUCCUCAUCAAGUCCUCGUCCGACUUCUCCGGCCGACCCGCCCUCGACCCAUCCCUCGCCGCCCUUGCCACUUCGAGCAAUACCACUAAUGCUUCGCCGUCAGUAGCAGCAGCAGGAGCAGCAGCUGGCUCCGCUAUGGAGCCUCAUGGUGCUGGAGGCAAGACUGGCCUGACAAAGACAGCGCAGAAGAUUUUGCGAGCGCAGAGGAACCCUGCAGGGCCGACACUCUUUGUGGGCAAUUUGAGCUUCAACUCGACUGAGGAGGGAUUGCGUGACCUCUUCGAGGCAUCAGCUAAGGCCAGGGAUGCGUGGAAGAAGGCCGAAGCCGGUAAGCCGAAGAAGAAGGCGAAGAAGGUUGUCAAGAAGAGCAGCAGCAAGAAGGCAAAGGCUGAGGACAGCGACAGCGACAGCGACAGCGAUGACGGGAGCGAUAGCAGCAGCAGCAGUAGCAGCAGUAGCAGCGAGGAGGACUCGGAAGACUCUUCGGACGAGGAGGACGAGAGCGAUGAGGAGGAGGAGGGCGACAAGGACCAGGUGCGAGGUGCCGGCAUCCGUAAGGUCAGGAUGGGAACGUUCGAGGACUCAGGCAAGUGCAAAGGCUUCGCAUUCAUCGACUUCCACACACCCGCGCACGCAACCGCCUCGCUCGUCGACCCUCGCAACUACAGGCUGGACGGGCGCGAGCUCAAGCUCGAAUUUGCAGGUGCCGACGCCGUGCGUCGAGGCGCACCGAAGGGCGCGGCCAUCAACUCUGCUGGCGGUCGUGGCGCCUGGCCGAGCCCCAACGAGAGUGGCAUGGCUCCUCCUCCAAAGAAGGAGCGUGCCGCCCCCGAGUGGCGCCAGAAGAAGGGUGAGAAGCGCAAACACUUGGCUCCGAGUGAGGAUUCGAAGGGAUCGAGGAAGCGCCUCAAGCGUGAGGAGAAGCUGGCUGCUAGAAGGGAGGCUGCCGCCAUGGCUCCGGGCGGGGCUGGUAGCCCUCCCGCUAGUGGAGCGGCGGGCGGUGGUGUAGAGGGGGCUCGUGUGCGUCACAAGGAGACUCAGGCGGAGCGUCAAGCGAGAAGGGAGAAGGCUGCAGCGGGCGGAGGUGCUGGCAGUGCUGCGGGUGGCAAGAGGGCUAAGCCUGGUGCGGCGCUUGCAAAUGCGCAGAGGGGAAAGACUGGUAUUGACACGAGUGGGGAGGCGGGCAAGAGGACGACGUUUGAGUAGAUUGAGAAGGGCAAAGGUCUCAAAGUCUCGCGGGCCCCUGAUGCGGUCUCGAAUGAAAUUGCUUCAGCUCUGCGCAGUCAGCGAGUGGCCCAACGUGACCCAACUUUCAGC
Molecule: messenger RNA, 1964 nt
Organism: Jaminaea rosea
Lineage: Eukaryota; Fungi; Basidiomycota; Exobasidiomycetes; Microstromatales
Exons: 3
Coding region: 36-1853 (605 amino acids)
Molecular function (GO): RNA binding
Source: RefSeq, a predicted model, not a curated record